Messenger RNA from Neoarius graeffei (lesser salmon catfish), 2223 nucleotides. RefSeq lists its product as uncharacterized. The coding region runs from base 546 to 1922 and encodes 458 amino acids. NCBI's taxonomy places the organism in Eukaryota, Metazoa, Chordata, Actinopteri, Siluriformes, Ariidae. Gene Ontology annotation, biological process: positive regulation of cell size; positive regulation of translation. The transcript is spliced from 2 exons. The record is from RefSeq and is a predicted model, not a curated record.
UAGUUCCUGCCAGUGAGUAAGUGAGAGAGAGAGAGCAAGAGAGAAAGGGGAAGAGCCAUGAGAAGGAGUGGGAGGAAGAAAGCGCCAGAAAGGGAGUGAGUGCAAUGCGUGAGGGGAAGUGAGAGAGAGAGAACAGGGAGGGGAGAGCAAGCGAUGGAGAGACAGGAAACAUGCAACAGCCACUGAACCUGGAAGGCAGGAAGAGUGGAGGAAGCAACGGAAUAUGGAGGCUUUCAGCCAAAUGCAGGGGCAAUGGAAUACAAGCAAAGGCAGCAUGUGCUUGUUCAGGAGGAGGGAGGGAGGCUGUCAACGGUCCAGCAGCAGAGAACAACGUGAGGAUAAUAUCAGAAACAGGCACUGACGGGAAACAGAGGGAGAGGGUGGGGGGUGAGCCAAGGAACAUGCUGAUGAAAAAGUUUCAGGCUUCGGGAGGGAUAGAACUUGCAUGACAAUACCAUCCAACCAGGAGUGGUGGGAGACAGUGCAUGAGGGAAGGAUAAAUCAGUUCCAGAGUCUCUAUGUGAAACCUCUCUCCUGCCUCCGUUAUGUUUACUGAUACCAGAGGGCUUAGGCAACAUACCAUCCCACAUCACUUCUGGUUCCUACAAAAGAAGACCAAGAUGGGACACUCAGCAAAGACUGAGAAGGGAUCUUUGUUUAGUUUUGAACCUGAACAAUACAAGAUGGGUUGUCAUGGAUCUAAGCAGACCAUCCAUAAUGGAUACAGUAACCAUUCUAGGGUAUCUCUUACCGCUCUGAAGUGGCAUUCGAAGCUCUUUAGGACUGGCAAGAGCUGUCAAACUGAGCCGAGCAGUAUGAGGUGGCGUAAGUGUGAGGGGCAGGGAUUACAACACAACAGCGCCUCUGUGAGGGAUCGCUCAAGAGAAUGCAGCUUUGUGGAAAACCUCCAACAAACUCAGACACCCCUCCCUUUGAGGAAAUGUGCUCUGGAUUUGCCGACGCAGUUCACAGGUCAAAGAAACUGUGGAGUGUCUGUUUGCGUGGUGGCACAACAAUCCGGCUCUGUCAGAGAGUCACAGGCGCCUGGGCAAACUGAGGAGAACGAACACACGUUUGACAAACGUGAGACACCUAAAACCAGCUGCGGUAGCAAUCCAGAACACUAUAGUGUGGAUAGUGCAAGACAGAAUUUCCAUGACUCAAUGAGACAUGUAGCAGAAGACAGUGAUGGGUACAGGUCCAUGCAUGAAGUUUUCUUCUCUACAGAAGUUUCCCAAAAUAUCACCAUCAAACACAAUAAGAGGUCUCAUAAAGGGGAUUUAGAAAAUAUGUUAGACAACAAGGGGCAGUCCCUGAGUGGAGACGCUUACAUCUUCAAAUCAAAGAAAACUCAGAGGGUUGUCCAGGACCAGAUCCGUAAAGUGGUUAUGAAUCUUGAGGAAGUUCUCCGUGGUUUGAAGGAAGUGCAUUUGGAAAUGAAGGAGGUGGUCCAGCAGAUUGACCAACUGACCUCCAGUAUUGACCUGGGAGAGGAGGACAGCAGAGAAGCUUCUGGACAUUGCAGCCCUAGUGAAAGAGUUUCUGCAUCAGAGAAAGCGAAAUAUGUUCACACCAGCAUCCACAAUUCUGGGUACCCAAACAACCCAGGUCUUGUGUCAAGCUUACCAAGGGGUGCAAGAAGGUUUGAAGCAUGUAGCAAAGACCAGACACCGGGUGAAAGCCCCCCUAGUGUUGCACCACCAGCAUACCAAACUGCACUUUCAUCUAUAAAGAAUUCAGGGUUGAAAUUCAAUCAUGGAACAACAGCAUCCCAAAUUAAGGGGCCUAAAUCAGAGGCCAAUGCACUGACUAGAAGCCAGAAGCCUCCUCCUUACCCCCUUAACAGCAGAACCUGGAGGGCAAAUAAAGGGAAAAUUCCCCCUUAUGAAGGCAGACGAAGACUGCUGUCCACUACUGUGUAAUGGGGCAGCUGCUUGAGGGCAGCUAGGGGAAGAUUACAGUUUGAAGAAUCCGGUAUCCAAGGAGACUGGCAGCAUUAAGUAAGUAUGGUCAGAGUAUCGCUGCAUGCAGUCAACUGAUUCAGAGCCUGACUAUUCAAACACAAGUCACUUUGAGUGCAUGCUAAGUAUGCACCAUGGCGUGUCUGCAUAUGUGUGUUCAGCUGUGCUGUUUAAGACCCAUUUGUGAUUAAAAAGUCAGAAGGCACCUGUAGAUUAGUGCCAGUCUAAAGAGACAUUCCGAGAAGCAUGUAAUUAGAGAAUC